AUGUUGUCUCAGGCGCAAAGCCACGCUGCCAUACGCAAAGGGGCUAAGAGUUGCACCGAGUGUAGACGACGGAAAGUUCGUUGUGUCCGGAUCCCCGAUGAUGCGCAGACCUGUCGGCAGUGCCAGGAACGGGGAACCGCGUGUCUGGCCCAGAUGGCUAGUCCCCGUCCGCGCCAGACCCAGCGACUCCCGUCCCGAUUGCGGAUCGCCCAACUAGAGGCUCAGGUCUCCCAUUUGACUAAGAUCGUCGAUGUUAUUGAAGUAAAACUAGGCGGAAAGCCGUCUGCUCGCAUCGAUUCAGCCCUAGCCCACGACCUCGAAGCGGAGGACUCUGAAGGCGAAUGCAGUGACUCCGAUAUCGUGGCUGCAGAAGAGCCAUCACAUUUGCGUUCACUUUUUCAGAACGAUUGGCUAAGUGUCGAUACAGAUCGACAUGAUGAACAGCAGCGAGGACGUAGGGCAAAAGCCUCUGCGCAUUUGCUCGACGCCGCAAGACCUGAGUUGCAAAAAUUGAUCCCGACCAAGGAGGAAACGAGGGAAAUCGUCAUGAGUACCUACGAUUGGCUUUCGAUGCUGCAAUUGAUGCUACCACAGCCGUUUGCAGCAAAAUCGCAACAGGAGAUGAUGGAGAACUACGACGAGAUAAGCCAACCAAAUGUGGAUAUCAUUCGCAUGACCACAUGGCUUCUGGAGCUGGCUAUUACAGCUCUGCAGGUUUCUCAAGGGUCCGACAUUCCUGAAUCCAAUUUUCGAGUAAUACAAAGGAGACUAGGGCUCUCACGCGCCGUGUCAGAGACAGUUGAGAAAACAAUUUUAGCUCACGAUAGACUGCUGGGCACCAUUGAGGGGCUUGGAAUAGCCCUCCACUUUAUUCGACUCCAAAUCGGCCACGGUAACGUCCAAAAGGCUUGGGUUCGGUUGCGGCAUAUUAUUGCGAUUACUGAGCUCAUGGGGCUUCCUAAAACAUUGCAACUGUUUCGUCUGAAGAAACUUGGUGCUUCAAUCAGUGACGAGACCCUGGCUCUAAAAGCUCAACUCUGGGAAUCAAUUUGCAGUGUCGAUCGGCUGUUGGGAAUGAUGAUCAAUCUACCUCCAGAUACUCGCCGGUAUCCUCACACCACCUCCCUUGAUCUCGUUGUUGACGGGGUUGUUCAGCCGCGGGUCUAUCUCAGUCAAUUGACCGAAAUAGCUGCGAGGGUUCACGACUUGGAAUAUAUGAACACGACACACGAGCCCUGCACAAAACUGUACGCUUUGGCCUUGGAUAUUGCUCGGGAGGUAAGAGAUCUUGGAUCGCGCACGCCGGCAUCUUGGUGGGUGUACGAUGCGAUGGAUGACCUCAGAGCCGAUCACGUUGUACAGAUGUUGCAUUAUUGCGUUAUUAUGAGGGCAUACCUUCCGCUCGCCUUACGGCGCGAUCACGGGGAAGAGUAUUUGCAUGGUCGGCUGGCCUGCAUGGAUGCGUGUACAUCCGUCGCACAGCGGUACCAAUUCGUGCGCCGAAAGUUGACUCCUGGAAUGUUCGCUUCUCGGAUGCUAGAUCUGCAGGCCUUCACGGCGAGUGUUGUACUCCUUCUCACGUCACAUAGCUGGCCAUCAAUGGAUCAGAAUAGCAUUCUAAUCGAUAAAUCUCGGCUCGAAGGUAUAGUAUCUCAAGUUAUCGAGCUCAUGCGAGAAAGGUCGAAGGGCCGGGUUGGAUCUGACUUUGCAGAGCAUGGGAUGCGCACCCUGUGUGCUCUCAACAAACUUUUAAAGCAAGAGGAUGAUGUAUCUCAUGUCCAAGAGCUGACAUUGAAUGUUCCACUCCUCGGUAAAAUGCACAUUCGCAGUAAUAUCGUGACCGCUCAAGCUCCUAGGCCGACAACCCAGUUACAUAGCGGGGUUCCUGUGGAUUCUCAGUCCUGGAAGCCUCAAGAGCAGACGGCCCUUCCGGCGCAAGGCCAGAGCUCUAUAAACACGAACCCGUACAUGAACGACACCAUGCAGACGGGAUCCGAUUGGCAGUGGAACAACCUCUCUUGGAUUAUUGAAGAAGACGCCAACUCGAACUUUUUUGAGGACCCUUUGGCAUUUGAGAACUUUGAUCAACCAACCGUGUGGCAGAACCCAUAUUACAGUAUCCCCUUAGCGGCUGAAAUGCCCAAUUCCCGGAUAUUCUAGUAAUCCAGGUCGACGGCGUGAUCUCUUUCUGUAUUUUUAACCUUGGGGCAGUGCAGCGAUCAACUAGCACGAAGAUAAGAUGAGGGAAGAUGCUUGAACACCAAAACCAACAUUACGAUCUCUUUAUUUG
This is a messenger RNA of Aspergillus glaucus CBS 516.65, 2290 nucleotides long. RefSeq names its product transcription factor domain-containing protein. The transcript is spliced from 3 exons. The coding region runs from base 1 to 2160 and encodes 719 amino acids. Gene Ontology annotation, molecular function: zinc ion binding; DNA-binding transcription factor activity, RNA polymerase II-specific. Gene Ontology annotation, biological process: regulation of DNA-templated transcription. Lineage: Eukaryota; Fungi; Ascomycota; Eurotiomycetes; Eurotiales; Aspergillaceae. The record is from RefSeq and is a predicted model, not a curated record.